Sinocyclocheilus anshuiensis is the source of this 1580-nucleotide messenger RNA. Its product is annotated as exostosin-2. Gene Ontology annotation, molecular function: glycosyltransferase activity. The record is from RefSeq and is a predicted model, not a curated record. Gene Ontology annotation, cellular component: membrane. The coding region runs from base 107 to 1234 and encodes 375 amino acids. NCBI's taxonomy places the organism in Eukaryota, Metazoa, Chordata, Actinopteri, Cypriniformes, Cyprinidae. The transcript has 9 exons.
CCUGUGUGUUCUGUAGGAGUCAUCAUUCUGUGUUGUUCUGCGAGGGGCCCGGCUCGGCCAAGCCACGCUUAGUGACGUGCUGCAGGCUGGAUGUGUCCCUGUCAUCAUGGCUGAUUCUUACAUUCUGCCUUUCUCUGAAGUGCUGGACUGGAAAAGGGCGUCUGUUGUCAUUCCAGAAGAGAAGCUGCCAGAGAUGUACACUAUUUUGAAGAGCAUCCCUCACAGACAGGUGGAGGAGAUGCAGAGACAGGCCCGCUGGUUCUGGGAAGCCUACUUCAGCUCCAUGAAGGCUAUUGGCAUGACAACUCUCCAGAUCAUUAACGAUCGCAUCUACCCCUAUGCAGCUCGUACCUACGAAGAGUGGAACAAUCCUUCUGUAGUUAAAUGGUCAAGUGUGAACAGUCCACUUUUCCUUCCUCUCAUACCGCCACGUUCACCUGGGUUCACGGCUGUCGUCUUGACCUAUGAUCGAAUCGAAAGUCUUUUUAGGGUCAUCACUGAGAUCUCCAAGGUGCCCAGCUUGGCCAAACUACUGGUGGUGUGGAACAACCAGAACAAGAGCCCCCCUGAAGAGUCGCUUUGGCCCAAAGUCACAGUACCUCUUAAAGUGGUCCGCACCAAAGAAAACAAGCUCAGCAAUCGCUUCUUCCCAUUUGAUGAGAUCGAAACAGAAGCUGUCCUGGCCAUUGAUGAUGACAUCAUCAUGUUGACCUCAGAUGAGCUGCAGUUUGGAUAUGAGGUGUGGCGUGAGUUUCCAGAUAGGCUGGUUGGAUAUCCUGGACGGCUCCACUUGUGGGACCACGAAAUGGGCAAGUGGAAAUAUGAAUCUGAGUGGACCAAUGAAGUGUCAAUGGUCUUGACUGGAGCUGCAUUCUAUCAUAAGUACUUCAACUAUCUCUACACGUAUAAAAUGCCCGGAGACAUUAAGAACUGGGUGGAUGCUCAUAUGAACUGUGAGGAUAUUGCCAUGAAUUUCCUUGUGGCCAACAUCACUGGCAAAGCCCCAAUAAAGGUUACUCCUCGGAAGAAAUUCAAGUGCCCGGAGUGCACAGCGAUUGACGGGUUGUCGCUGGACCAGACACACAUGGUGGAAAGAUCUGAGUGCAUAAACAAGUUCGCCUCUGUGUUUGGCACCAUGCCUCUGAAGGUUGUCGAGCACCGUGCCGAUCCUGUACUCUAUAAAGACGACUUCCCAGAGAAACUUAAAAGUUUCCCCAACAUUGGUAGUCUGUGACACGACUACAACUCUUUCCCACCACUUUUAUCUCUCAGACAGUCUAUGGGCACUCCAGGAUUUCUCUUUCCCAUUCUGUAUCUGACCUAAUGACUUUUGAGGAGUGCCAUUCCAUUAGUUUUUUAAUGGGAAAUGAUGCACUGUAUAACUUAUCAUGUUUUCACUCUUGAGGACGGUUGCUGAAACAGGACGACACAUCGAGUCAGUUGGUGAUUUCUGUGAGGACAGGUCAGAGUUUGGCUCAGUCUUAAACCUUCCUUGUGGCUGACACUAUAUCUGUGUGAGGAAAGUGAACACAUAGAGAUGAUUCACAGCCCACUGGUAAACAGUGGAGGAUAUAUAUAUA